Molecule: messenger RNA, 1530 nt
Organism: Phragmites australis (common reed)
Lineage: Eukaryota; Viridiplantae; Streptophyta; Magnoliopsida; Poales; Poaceae
Product: xyloglucan O-acetyltransferase 1-like
Exons: 2
Coding region: 38-1306 (422 amino acids)
Cellular component (GO): Golgi apparatus
Molecular function (GO): O-acetyltransferase activity
Source: RefSeq, a predicted model, not a curated record
UACCUCUACUCUCGAGAAGGUUACAGCAUCUUCAGACAUGGGAGCAACCACACAAGAUGUAGCAGAUCAUGGCCAUUGUUCCUACCCCAGAAAGCUUCUCGCCGCUUCUCUGUGUGCCCUCUUCAUCCUGUCUAUCAUCUACUUUAUCUUCUAUUCCUCUACAUCUUCUCUCAUCUCCUACGCCGAUAUUUUUGCCCAAUUCCAAAUACGUCAAACAACCAGCAAGAACACUCCUGUCCCACCUCCUCAAGCAUGGCUGCAAUGCGACUACGGCGACGGGAAGUGGGUGUGGGACGACAGCGUCACCGGCCCGCGGUACGACAGCGAGCACUGCGACAUGAAGGGCACGGAGAAGUGCGUCAUCAACGGCAAGCCGGACAAGGGAUACCUGAACUGGCGGUGGCAGCCGGCGGGGUGCAACCUCCCGGCGCUUGACCCAGCGGAGUUCCUCCGGCUGGUGCGGGGCAAGCGCCUGGCCUUCGUCGGCGACUCCACGGUGCGGAACCAGGCCGAGUCCCUCGUCUGCUUCCUUUCCACGGUGGCGCGGCCGGAGACGGUGCACCGGUACGAGGAGCGCCUCGGGCGCAAGUUCUGGCGGUGGGUCUUCCCGGCGCCGCACAGCGUCAACAUCUCAACGUACUGGUCGCCGUUCCUCGUGCGCUCGGAGGGCCAUUCGGAGGACUACUCCAUGAAGCAGGAAACGGUGAUCCUGGACGCGCUCACCGACCCUUGGACGGCGGACAUCGACGCCAUGGACAUCAUGGUGAUCUCGGCGGGGCACUGGUUCCCGCACCCGGCCAUGUACUACGAGGACGGCGAGGUCGUCAACAAGACCAACAUCAGCUACCUCGGCGUGUUCCGCAAGGUGAUGCGGAGGACGCUCGAGUACGUCAACGCCAAGUCCACCGGCGACAAGCUCGUGGUGGUGGCCACCAUGGCGCCAUCGCACUUCGACCCCAAGUACAGCUGGAACCACCGCGACGCGUGCUCGCGCACGAAGCCGUACGAGGACGCGGAGGCGGAGGUGGAGACCGCGGACGCCGAGCUGAGGAAGGCCGUUCUCAUGGAGGUGGCGACGGCGGCAGCGAGGAGACGGCGAUGGGGGUUGCGGUUCGAGGUGCUCGACGUGACGAGGAUGGGGACCAUGCGGCCCGACGGGCACCCGGGCCCCUACCUCUUCCCGCACUCGUACGACGGGCGCCCAGUGCCGGAGACCGUGGCCAACGACUGCCUGCACUGGUGCGCGCCGGGGCCAGUCGACACGUUCAACGACCUGCUGAUGCAGAUGAUAGUUGCCGGCGGCUGAAUGGAUAUCGGCCGCCGCGGCGUUCGUGCUUGGAGAUACAUGGCAACCGUGCGGCAGCCGCAUUUGCGUGCGUGCGUGCGUGAUCGAAGUGCAUAUACUUUAUGUGUCGAAGUCUCGAACUAUUAAGCUCAGUUUGGAACGUUAGAGUAUUUCUGUAUUCACGUGAUAAAGAAAAUACGUACUUCACAAACAACCCAUCUGGGUAAAUUAUAACUCAUGUAUUU